GAAAAGUAGGCUGUUAACAUGACAUUAAACAAAUAAUAUCAGUACCUGGAAAAUUAAGCUUCAGGAUGGCCAGCAGUUCCAGGGUUAUGGAUAAGAGCUUAGCCUGGUAUUCCAGCUUCUUCAGCAGCAUUAAGCAGAUGCCCAUUAACGUGACACUCGUGAUUAUUUCCACCAUCGUGUUCUACAAGAUUGUGAGACUUACAAGGCGACGUCAUCAAGCUCAUCGCUAUGAGAAUCCAAGGGAAGCAGGUCCAAUCGAUGUGGGAAACGAUAAGCUUCCACCUCUACGGAAGGACUUUACGAUCCCUGAACUUCGCGAGUACGACGGUAACCGGGAGGACGGUCGCAUCCUGGUGGCCAUUAACUUCAAUGUCUACGACGUUUCGCGAUCCAAGCACUAUUACGGACGAGGUGGCGUUUAUCCAACCUACGCCGGACGGGAUAUUUCACGGAACUUGAUACAUUUCUCGGUGGAGUUGAAUGAUAGCGAAGAAUUCGAUGACUUGAGCGACCUUUCGAUCAGCCAAAUGAACACUUUGAGGGAGUGGGAUCAGCAGUACAAGGAGAAGUAUCCACUUGUUGGAAAACUUUUGCGCGUAGGAGAGCCGCAAACCAACUAUGCGGAUGAGGAGAAUUUCGAGUUGGAGCAGCAGGUUCAGGAUGGCUAACAUUCAUAUAAACCGCACAAAUAAAAGACUCCGUUUCGAAUACAAA
Drosophila elegans is the source of this 714-nucleotide messenger RNA. Its product is annotated as membrane-associated progesterone receptor component 1. The transcript is spliced from 2 exons. The coding region runs from base 66 to 668 and encodes 200 amino acids. Gene Ontology annotation, cellular component: membrane; endomembrane system. The record is from RefSeq and is a predicted model, not a curated record. Lineage: Eukaryota; Metazoa; Arthropoda; Insecta; Diptera; Drosophilidae.